AUGGGCAUAGCUGACUUAAUUGACCAAGCAUUAAAUAGAAGUCCGCAGCCAGAGACUCAUGAGAAAAAAAAAUAUUAUAGGAUAGGAAAGACGCUAGGUUCUGGUACAUACGGAUCUGUUAAAGAAGCAACCAAAAUUACAACAGGACACAAAGUAGCCAUUAAAGUGAUAGAUAAAAAAAAGGUUAAGCAUCAAGAAUCAAUGGUAAAACAAGAAAUGGAGAUAUUAUCACGAUUAGAUCAUCGUAAUAUAGUAAAAUUUUUUGAUUGGUUUGAAUCAAGAGAUAAAUAUUAUUUGGUUUUUGAACUUGCGACAGGAGGAGAAUUGUUUGACAGGUUAAUGGCACGUGGGAAAUUUACUGAAUGUGAUGCUGUUGAGGUUAUUAAGAUUGUACUCAUCGCGGUUAAAUAUCUACAUGAGAAUAAUAUUGUACAUAGAGAUCUGAAACCGGAAAAUCUGAUUUACAGAAAUAAAAAUGAAGAUUCAGAGCUUGUACUUGCAGAUUUUGGUAUCUCUAAAGUUAUAUCAGAUAGUGAUGAUAUAAUGAUGACACACUGCGGGACUCAACUUUAUGCGGCUCCUGAAAUUUUAAAACGUAUGCCAUAUUCGAAAUCCGUUGAUUUAUGGAGUAUUGGAGUCAUUACAUACUAUCUACUUUGUGGUUAUCAUCCGUUUCAAGCAAGAGAUAGCGUUGCUUUCUUUGAGGAAGUAACUAAUGCUCGUGUCAAAUUCGAAGUUCGAUUCUGGAGAAACGUGUCAGAAGAUGCCAAAGAUUUCAUCCUUGCACUUCUUAGUUUAGAUCCUUCAAAACGGCUAACAGCCGAAGAAGCUCUAAAACAUAAAUGGAUUACCGGAAAUGUGGCCAAGGAUGUAGAUUUAUUAGAAGAUUUCAUGGAGAACUUUAACGCACGUAAAACAUUCCGAAAAGCGGUUGAUGCGGUUCAAGCAGCAAAUCGACUUCGAACUACCACACAGAGAUUUAGUGGUGAUUUUGAAGAAAUUAAGUAUGAGGAAGAGAAUAACGAGUAUGGACGUCCUUUUAUCAUUGUCAGAGAACAACAAAAGAAAAGCAGACUUAGUGGUAUUGAAGCUAUAAAGUCACAUAUUUUAGCCGCAAAAACCGUUGCUAAUAUUAUCAAGACUUCUCUGGGUCCUAGAGGUCUUGAUAAAAUCCUUAUUUCACCCGAUGGAGAUAUCACUGUUACAAACGACGGUGCAACAAUCUUGACUCAAAUGGAAGUUGAGCAUCAAAUCGCGAAAUUAUUAGUACAAUUAUCUAAAUCUCAAGAUGAUGAAAUUGGUGAUGGAACAACUGGUGUUGUUGUUCUUGCUGGUGCUCUUCUUGAACAAUCCGAAAAUCUCCUGGAAAGAGGUGUUCAUCCUAUUCGUAUAGCAGAUGGAUUUGAGACAGCCUGUAGAGUUGCCGUGAAACAUUUAGAUACAAUUUCUGAUGUAGUAGAAUUUACUAAAGAUAAUACUGAGAAUUUAUUUAAUACUGCAAUGACAUGUUUAGGAAGUAAAAUAGUUUCGAAGAAUCAUGAACAAUUCGCUAAAAUUGCGGUUGACGCAGUUUUAUCAGUAGCAGAUUUAGAACGUAAAGAUGUUGAUUUUGAAUUGAUUAAAGUAGAUGGUAAAGUAGGAGGUUCACUGGGAGACACCAUUUUAGUCAAAGGAGUAGUAGUUGAUAAGGACAUGUCACAUCUUCAAAUGCCACGUGAAAUACGCGAUGCUAAACUUGCCAUAUUAACGUGUCCAUUUGAACCUCCUAAGCCAAAGACUAAACAUAAAUUAGACAUCACUUCUGUUGAGGAAUAUAAAAAAUUACAAACUUAUGAGAGGGAAAAAUUUGAAGAAAUGAUUAAACGUGUUAAAGAUUCCGGUGCUAAUCUGGUUAUAUGUCAAUGGGGUUUUGAUGAUGAAGCCAAUCAUUUAUUAAUGCAAAAUGAAUUACCGGCCGUUCGAUGGGUUGGUGGUCCCGAGAUAGAGCUUAUUGCUAUCGCUACAAAUGGUCGUAUCGUUCCUCGUUUCGAGGAUCUCACGCCCGAAAAACUUGGUAAAGCCGGACUUGUUCGUGAGAUUUCUUUUGGUACUACAAAGGAUCGUAUGCUUGUUAUCGAAGAAUGUUCAAAUUCACGCGCUGUUACUGUAUUUGUUCGUGGUAGUAACAAAAUGAUAAUUGAUGAAGCUAAAAGAUCUAUUCAUGAUGCUCUAUGCGUCGUGCGUAACCUGGUUCGUGAUAACCGCGUUGUAUACGGUGGUGGUGCUGCUGAAAUUAGUUGUUCACUCGCAGUCUCUAAAGCUGCUGAUCAGAUAUCGUCGAUUGAACAGCAUGCUGUUCGCGCAUUUGCUAACGCUUUAGAUGCUAUUCCUUCAGCUCUUGCCGAAAAUUCCGGUCUAUCUCCGAUAGAAACUUUGGCUGAUAUUAAAUCACGUCAAGUAAUUGAAAAUAAUAGUCAAUUAGGAAUUGAUUGUAUGAGUACUGGAUCGAAUGAUAUGAAGGUUAAAUAUGUUUACGAUCCACUUAUUUCAAAAAGACAACAAUUCUUGUUGGCAACUCAACUUGUAAAGAUGAUACUUAAGAUAGAUGACGUCAUCACUGCAGGACCAGAAUAA
Molecule: messenger RNA, 2613 nt
Organism: Funneliformis caledonium
Lineage: Eukaryota; Fungi; Glomeromycota; Glomeromycetes; Glomerales; Glomeraceae
Source: the annotation of a GenBank genome assembly